AUGACAAGCCAUUCCCGUCUGAGCUACUCGUAUACCUGUCCGCCUAAACCGUUCAGCUAUACAACACUCCCGAGAGUGGUGGCAGAAAACGCCCAGAGUCAUCCAGAUCAAGAGAUAUUUAUCCUUCGGAGACCUGAUGGAUCCCGCACACAACUUACCAACACAGAACUAUACAACCAGGGAACUCAACUAGCCAGAUAUAUAGUAUCGACAGGGAUACAGAAAGGUGAUAGAAUCGCCCUUAUGGGUCCAAAUACAUUGGAGAUGGUUGUUGGUCAUGUCGGAAUAUUAAGCGCUGGUGCCGUUGUCUUGAACAUCAACAGUGAAAAGACAAAUGCUUCAGAUGUACAUGACAUUUUCGAAUCAGCUGACAUAAAAUUUGUCAUUGUUGACUCGGGAGAACAUGAUGAACUUUUACCGGCAACAAAAGCCUUGCUCCAGCAUUCCGAUAUCCUAAGCGAUUAUUCAAAAGAAGAAGGAAAGAUCGAAGUGUUAUUUCUUCGAGCUGUAGAUUUGGAGGGGUUUCACCAUACAGUGACUUUAAAGGACAUAUAUGCAAUGAACCUGAAUGGAAUACAUUUACCAAACACGUUUCCAGAAGACUCGGCGGUAAUUUUUACCACAUCUGGCAGCACAGGUAAAUCAAAGAUGGUUGUCCAUACACAUUACAGUCUUGCUUGUUGUCCCUUUUCAUGGAUCCCUGAUGUGGAUUAUGAAAGUAUUGACUACAAUGACAGACCAUUUAGUUGGGUCGGGGGUACACCUGUUUUCCAUAUUCUAAUGCGCAGAUCAAGGGUUUUCAUAGAUGCUUUUCUAACAAUAAAUGGCAAAAACACAGAUUUUCUCUGGAGAGUCAUCAAAGAAGAAAGAUGCACAGAUGCUCUGUUGUUUCCUUACGUGAUCCGCGACCUCCUUGACCUUCCACAACGUAGUACUGAAGAUGGUUAUAGAUUAAAUCAUGUUGUCACUGGAGGACAAAUGAUUGACAGUCUAUGUACAAAGAUAAUGGAAAGUUUUUCUCGCCAUUUGGUCGUUGUGUACGGAUGCACAGAACUUCUUGGUUUAAAUAUGUAUGGCCCUUUAGUCAAGGGAGAAACUUUGAUGCCGGGAGAGGUUGGUCGGCCCUACCCUGGUGUUGAGGUACGAAUUGUUGAUGAGGAGGAAAACCCUAUAGGUUUAGAUGCAAUUGGCAAGGUACAAGCGCGCGGACCUUGUAUCUUGAAGGAAUACUUUGGAAGUAAACAGCUCACAGCCAAUGCCUUCGCGCCUGGGUCAUGGUUCCGAACAGGAGACAUAGGCAAAAUAAGCUGUAAUGGGAGUCUCGUGAUCACGGGAAGAGAAAAAGAUGUAAUUUCAAGAGGAGGACGAAAGAUAUAUCCUGUUAUGUUGGAAGAUUUAAUCAAACAGAUGUCAUGCAUCAAGUACGUAUGUGCCGUACCAGUCCCUGACAGGAGGUUGAUAGAAGAAGUCUGCGUCUGCUUUGUGAGUUCCGAUAGGACAGAACUUAAAGAGAAGGACGUUAAAAUGUUCUGCGAGAAAACCCUCUUUGCACGAAGCACACUGGACGGUUUGGGUGUUUUGCCUGCGUUUUACGUGAAGUUUGAGGAGUUUCCUUCGUUGUCAAAUGGGAAACCCGAUAAAAGGGCCAUACGAAACGAAGCUAUCAGGCGUUUACAUUUAUCAGUUGAAUAAUGGACCAACACGCGUCCUUUUCAAAGUUAUUGCUAGACAUCAUUUGAUGUUUGGGUAUGUCCUGCUGUCUGAUAUAGGUUUGUGUUAAAUGAUAGAAAUAUCUUACUAUUGAUCCGGGGUGUCUAUUAUAGCACUUCAUUGUCGCUAGGUAAUCUUACUUUUUGCAUUAUCAACAGCUUUGAAAAUAUCCAUGGUGUCCAUGAUAACUAGUUACUAGAUUCCAAUUGAAUAAUCCAUCAUUCGUCAAUUUUCACAAAGGUACUUGUAAGCUGAACAUUUAACAGUAAAAACAAAUCACAAAUAAAACUGCUUAGUCAAUGUCCUUGAUCGAAGUCAUUUGAAUGAAACGACGGAGAAACAUCUAACAUAGGCCUGAACCCUGAGUGUGAAUUCUCUGUCCGUGGUACAGUGGUAACUAGAUCUCUGUUACUCGACAUGUAUAUUGUUUUGCCGAUAGAAAAAAACAAAUAAUCACUAUUUAAUCAGUCCACGUACUUUUAUUGCGAAUUUUUAUCCCAAACAAAAGAAUAUAUAAUUCUAUUUUGAACACUUGUCUCGUGUCAGAAAACUGUUAAAGCUCAGUAUUAGGAUUAUUUGUUG
Molecule: messenger RNA, 2292 nt
Organism: Pecten maximus
Lineage: Eukaryota; Metazoa; Mollusca; Bivalvia; Pectinida; Pectinidae
Product: long-chain-fatty-acid--CoA ligase FadD13-like
Exons: 1
Coding region: 1-1692 (563 amino acids)
Source: RefSeq, a predicted model, not a curated record